CUUCCCCAGAGCUGCGGCUCCCGCGGCCGCCCGGUUCCCUCUUCCCCCUCCACCGGCUGCAGCCUCGCCCGCCCCACCGCACUCCUGGGACAGCGACCGGCUCCCGGUCCCGCCCGGCGGCUGCGCCGCGCCCCCUGCCCCGCCACACGACGACACCCGCCGGCGGGGGCGGGAGGGCGGAGGGUGAGCCGGUACACGCUGCGGAGCGCCGGCAGUCCGGCUCGCCCCUCGCACACACACACUCACAUACAUACACUCACACAGACACACGCACUCACACGCACACCGCCCGGCCGACGGGAGCCGGGGCCGCUCGCAGGACGCCCGCCCAUGGCUGACAGGAGCCUGAUCGAGGGCGACGAGCCCUUGCCGCGCCGGGAGGAGGCUCCGGAGUGGGGCUACGAGGAAGGAGUGGAGUGGGGGCUCAUUUUCCCUGAUGCUAACGGGGAGUACCAGUCGCCCAUUAACCUGAACUCGAGAGAAGCUAAAUAUGAUCCCUCGCUCCUGGAAGUGCGUUUGUCACCAAACUACGUCGUGUGUCGUGACUGUGAAGUGAUCAACGACGGGCAUUCGAUCCAGAUUGCCCUGAAGUCAAAAUCAGUGUUAAUAGGGGGGCCAUUACCUCGAGGACAUGAGUUUGAACUACACGAUGUUCGAUUUCACUGGGGGAGAGAAAACCAGCGUGGUUCUGAGCACACGGUUAAUUUUAAGGCCUUUCCCAUGGAGCUUCAUCUAAUGCACUGGAACUCCACACUGUACAGCAGCAUUGAUGAGGCUGUAGGGAAGAAGCACGGCAUAGCUAUUAUUGCUUUGUUUGUGCAGAUAGGAAAAGAGCAUGUGGGCCUAAAGGCUGUAACUGAAAUUCUCCAGGACAUCCAGUACAAGGGAAAGUCCAAAACAAUACCCUGUUUUAAUCCCAACUCUUUAUUGCCAGACCCUCUUCUGCGUGACUACUGGGUGUAUGAGGGCUCUCUGACCAUUCCACCCUGCAGUGAAGGUGUCACCUGGAUAUUAUUUCGUUAUCCUCUGACCGUGUCCCAAGUGCAGAUAGAGGAAUUUCGUAGGCUGAGGACCCAUGUUAAAGGUGCAGAACUUUUAGAGGGCUGUGAUGGAAUCCUAGGAGAUAACUUCAGACCAACUCAGCCACUUAGUGACAGAGUCAUCAGGGCUGCAUUUCAGUAGCAGAAGAGGGAGAACAAGAGAAAUAAAUCUUUAUUCAGAGCUUAUGUAUAGUGCCCAGCACUCUGCUGCCACUUCAGAGUACUUGAGAAUGUGCUCACCUUUGAAUGCGAGACUAUAGGACAGAGGGCUAAACACCUUUGGCUUUUGACCCACACACCAUAAUCAGAGACCUGCUGGAAACACACCAAAUCUUUUGGAGCGUUCAUGGGACCAAGAGCUCUAGGAAUGGCUGAAACAUGGUGCGUUUUCAGGUUGCUUCCCACUACUUCAUUGUAAUGGGAGGGGGUGCGCACUGAGAUUUUAGGCUAACCCUGUGAUGUCAGUCUGACUUGUUUUCCCUCUGCUGAGGAUUCAAAUUAGUGAGCAGCAAAGCACUUUUGUUGCUUGUGUGACAUAUCUCUGACACAGGAGCCACAAUUUAGGCCUAUGGUAGACGAGGCAGCCCAAGAAUCGUAGGAUGGAAGAGGAAGAAAACCAUUUUGAGUUGUAUUUGUUUGUAGAAUGUAGAAUUUGUUUGUACCACAUUGGAAUUGCCCUUGUUCAGUCCUUUACUCAGCUCUUCUAGAAGUACACAAAUAUUGGUGGAGGAAUGGAAAACAGUUGGAAUUCCUUAGCAUGUGAAGAAGAUGCCAAGAAGAAACAAAAUACUGUGUUUCCUUUUCAAAACUAAUAAAGUCAUAAGGUAGUUGGGGAAUCAGACCCUGCUUAUGCUUGAAAUACAAUACUUCAUGAUGACAAGGGCUCCCACAUUUCUUCACUUGUGACUCUCUAUUGGCAUCACACAUUCUUUGCUAUCCACAAUGCACUGUUAAUCAUCAGCUUUUUUAUUAAAAGCAUUCUAAGAGUGUUACUUCCAGCUGCUUACUAGAAACCAUGUAUGAUUUGUACACUGCUACUUGGGAUGUGAUGAUGUAGUUGGGAGUGCCUGUCAUAAAAACCACGCUCACAGCAUGUUUAUUGGCAAUUUCAACACAAAAGCUGGAGUCUGAAUGCAAACUGAAUCUCCACCAUGUUAUUUUCAUUUAAGGGGAAAAUGCUGCACAUUGGUGCUGAAGCAAAAUGGUCGGAAGCUUAAAUCAUCUUUGAUAAAACUACACCUGUUUUUUAAAACAUAGAGACUCUAGAUUACUACAUGUAAAAUAUAGUAGUGUAACAGCUCUCAAAUGUCAAAGACAUUAUUACUCCAUUGGAACUGAGGAUCUGGGUAGUUACAGAAUUUGUUAUUCUAAUUAUUUACUAUUGAUUAAAACAAUGCAGUGAAAGUAUGCAAACAAACUCUUGCUAAGCAGACAGUGACAGUUUGAAAAUAAAUAGCAAACCAAACCAACAAAGUUAUUUGGGUUACUGAAAAUGUUUUUGCAACUGAUAAUUGUCACUCAAGGAAGAAAAUACCAGCAUUGACUGUUCACAGCUUUAUGUGACUAACACAACAAUUUAUGACAGAGCAGGGCUACAAAGCAAAACCUGCUGUAAUUUUUAAAAGAGCUCAAGAGAAACAAAGGUAACUUAAGUUUGUUUGUUAAGUUUGUUAAAUGCCCACAGAAACAGAUGUAGAUUCAAUAAAUUGUGUCCUUUUAAUGGAAGAAAUGUGAAGUGCUUCAGGAAAGAAAAGGAUUCAUAAGGUAGUCGGUUUUUUUAAUUUUUCUUAGAGACUAUGAAUCCAUGCCUGACCAUACUUUGAGGUGCUGUUUUGGGAAACGUAUCAGAUAAGGGUGAUGUGUGGCUUUGCCACCCAUGUGUGGCUUUGCCACCCAUGUCCUUUGAUUUUUUUAAGCUCUUAAACUUUUUGGUUUAGCCUGCUGUUAAGGAAAAGGAGGCAAGAUGCUUCUACAAGGAAAAAAUAGAGACAUUGUGUGAAACAAUAAUGAUCAGGAACAUGGUAAGACAAAAGAAGUGGUGGAAAAGCUCCUCAGAAAGAAAACUGACUACUUUCAAGCAGCAGAACAGUUUUUGAUCUUGUGUAGUGAUCUUGACCUAAGGCUGCUGCGGUGGGACAUCUUACAGUAUUUCCUUCCUAUCAGAGGGAAAGGCAGAUUAUCAUGGCCAUCCUAUUUCAUUUGCACUUUCUCAACACUUUUAGAAGACUUUGAAAAAUAAUCCUUUUUACUGAAGAUUUCUUAUAUCUUCUCUUUUAAAUGUAGUCUGUCUAUUACUUGGAGAACAUUGGGACUUUUGGUUCUUAAAAUUAUACCAGCUUGGCCCUAUCUUUGCUCCUGCCACUGUUCCUUGUUUCUGAGACAAAGUUACAGUCUCGCAUUUAUCCCAGCUUUGUACAAGAAAAUUCAUUCUCUGUGAAGAAUCUAAGUAUAUAAAUAUAUAUAUACACACACCAUAUAUAUAUUUUUAUAUAUAUAUAUAUAUAAUUAUUAUAUGAAGGAAUUAGAAAGAAAUAUUAUUAGAAGCAUAAUGAUUUUUUUUGCAUUCUGAUGACAAUUUCUGAAUUUUGAUUGACCUUGUUAAUAUUUCUUUUUUUCUUUUUAAACCAUGGGUAUUGAAAUAAUAGCUCUCACAUAUCCCAGGUAUAUACACAUUAUGGCUGAAAGCUUUUCUUUGGGGAUGGUUGUCUGAUCUGUAGAAGUCUGCACCAGAAGCAGUGGGGCUCUAUUUAGUAUAUGUAGGACUCAACCCAAGCAAAGGAGAUUUCAGAGGCAGAAAUACAAUCCAUAAACAAGCAAGGCAUCUAGGCAAUUUUCUGAUUAUAAUACACACGCACAUUUGUGCAAUUGUAACUCAAAUAUUAUAUUUCCAAAACUUUUCAGAAGACUAAGAGAAGCAGAUAUCUUCGUUUCUACAUAGAUCUUUAGCCUAAAUAGUGUAUUACUUGACUACAUAUAUUGUGGAACGGUACUAAUAAUUUAACAUGGUAGAAAAAUUACUCUUAAACAAGAGUAAAGGGUAAACAUGAAUAAUGACACUAUCAAUAAAUACAAUCAGUCAUUUGCCAGACAAUACAUUAAACAUUUCUAUAACAAACACAACUGAAAUCUCCAGACUGGCUCAUAAUUAGGCUCCUUUCCAAAAGUAAUCCAUUAAUAGAAUAGCUGCCCAAAUCCCAGUUCAACUUAAUUUCACUGACUUUGAUUUUUGGACCAAAAGCAUUAAACUCGAACUAGUGAAAAACAUACAAAAUGUGCAUUCAAUUAAGGAGUAAUUAGAUACUCAGUCACCCUUAUAUCACACUAGGGAUUAUCCAAGAAAGAAGAGAGAUACUACUCACUGCAGUGUAUAAAACAGUUUUGUUAAUUAGUUCAGCACUAAUUGAGAUUGAGAAAGUGUCAUUGUGUCACAGCAUUAGCUUGCCUACGCAGAACCUUAAGAACACAAAGUUUAUUGUUUCUUUGAGCUUACUUGGUCAGAUUUUUCAGUCUAAUUCCCUGAUCCACUAUCUUCUGUCCACACAAGAGGGGCUUUUCUUUUCACUUAAGGGAGGGGGUUGGUCCCUGCACCCUCAUAUCAGCAGCCCACAGAGAAACACACCAAGAGUUUAUUCCAGAGAUGGAGAAUAACUUGUUAUUAUUACGUGUUCUUUAACAUUACACCUUUAUACCAAACCCUGGGUAGAUAAACUGUAACUGUGGCUAUAACCAGCCACUCUGUGAAGGGCUUACAGCCUCCCUUAGAAGGUGGCUUUUGGGGGUACUGGACAAUAGCCAGGAAACGCAUGGAAAUCAUGGCACAGGUUGUCUCAUGGGUGGAUGCUGAGUUCUUAACAACGCUGCUGGUGACUGACAGCCUCUACACACCCUUCCUCUUUAAGAAGAAGAGUGGGAGCUCUCUAGAAAUGUGUUGACCCUGCAAGCAAUUGUAGCCCCAGGUGACCAUUUGCACCCAAGCACUAAUGGAUUUUUUGUGUGUACAUACUGAGCUACAGUUGGCAAUAAAAUAACCACAGGAGCCUGAGGCAACCUGAGCAGCUGAUUUUGUAACGUUAUGCUGAAGCAUGUGAAUAUGUGUUUGCAUGAAACCAAGUAUUGAUUUAUCUCUGCUGCUAAUGAAUAUUGCUGCCAUUAGGAGGGUCAAAUUGGGUGAUUGUUUUUUAUCUCCCAAGCUCACCUGACUCCCAUGAGAGCUAUGUACUCAGCACUUCACUUGGUAGGGCCCCUAAAAUAGUAAGUGGUAAAAAUUUCUCUGUGACAAGUGUAUUUUGCUUUUUAUAAUAGUUUACCACCAUGCUCUCCACAUUAGAAUCAAUUAUCUGAUUGAUUCAGAAAGCCAAUUGUGAAGCUUUGUUUCAACUUAUUAAUUUUACUACUGCAUCUAAUUAGUUGCUUUUAUUGCCAUUUCCUCCAUUGCUAGUAAAUCUUUCAGCACUAGCUUUACCCUAAAAAAGAAGAAUCAGGGCCAUUAUGUCACUGAAGUACAUACCCUGAAAGUGCCCCCACCUGCUGUCAUGAAAUCCCUGCUUUUAGUUUUCCCUGUCUCCCUGGCUGGACAUAAACAGUCUUUCAGACCCACUGCGGAGGAAUUUCAGUAACAUAAUUGUUCCAUUCUCU
Molecule: messenger RNA, 5675 nt
Organism: Columba livia (rock pigeon)
Lineage: Eukaryota; Metazoa; Chordata; Aves; Columbiformes; Columbidae
Gene: CA8
Product: carbonic anhydrase 8
Exons: 9
Coding region: 331-1182 (283 amino acids)
Molecular function (GO): carbonate dehydratase activity; zinc ion binding
Source: RefSeq, a predicted model, not a curated record